Acromyrmex echinatior (Panamanian leafcutter ant) is the source of this 1872-nucleotide messenger RNA. Its product is annotated as protein hunchback. Gene Ontology annotation, molecular function: RNA polymerase II cis-regulatory region sequence-specific DNA binding; DNA-binding transcription factor activity, RNA polymerase II-specific. The record is from RefSeq and is a predicted model, not a curated record. NCBI's taxonomy places the organism in Eukaryota, Metazoa, Arthropoda, Insecta, Hymenoptera, Formicidae. Gene Ontology annotation, biological process: regulation of transcription by RNA polymerase II.
AUGAUAAUUUUUCUCAACAGGAAUUUAUACGGUAUCCGAAUAUUAUGAACGAAUAUCGAACUGAUCGAUCGUUGAGCAUCAUGUCAAACAUCAUUCCAUUACUCAGCGAAAGUAUUAAUCCCAUACAAAACAUUCUACAGUGUUCGUUAUGUGUAUUCGCUACAUCAAACAGGUCAGAAUUCAGCGAACACCUAACUAGCCAUUACACAUCAAAGCGCAAUAAUUCUAGUCUUAAAGCCGUCCUUACACAUUUACCAAUCCUUAAAUCCCCUUUAAAUCAAAAUGAUAACUCCUCCUCUCCUUUUAUACUGGCAGAAUAUAAACAUAAAAAAAGAGAAGAGACUGACGAAUCUUCUCUUCAUGUUUCUCGCGUGAAUUUGCAAAGCAACAUAAGCAAACAAGACAAAAGCUUUCGAGAGGCUAAGAAUUGCAAACAGUGCAAUUUCAUAGCUAGCACGAAGAUGGAAUAUUGGGAGCACAUGCGUUGCCACAUCAAAGGCUUUACAUGCUCCGAGUGUUCCUUUGUUACCAAGUAUAAGCAUCACAUGAACCAUCACUGGCUUAGUGUUCACGACGGCUCCAAGCCCUUUAAGUGCAAAAAGUGUUUGUACACAUGCGUAAGCAAAUCAAUGUUAACUAGUCAUCUGAAGAAGCACUCGAAUAUCUAUCCGUACAGAUGCGCGGAUUGUACGUACAAAACCAAGUUCUGUAACGCGCUGAAGAAACAUUUGCGAAAGAAGGAGCAUCAACCGGCGGUAGUGCUGAAUGCUGAUGGCUCGCCAAAUCCGCUAUCCAUCAUCGAUGUUUACGGUACUAAACGAGGGCCUAAACAGAAAUCAUCCGCUAAAAAUCAAGAGACAUCAAAAAACAUUGUGGCAGCAAGCAACACAAACAAUCAGCUCGAUUCAACAGUGACUUCUUCACCUUUGUCACUUUAUUCGUCGAUUGCUCGUUAUUUGACUUUAACUGCGAUAAACGGAAUAAGCAAUGGGCAUUGGAUAAAUCAUGAUAUGAACAAAAACCAAUCUGUUACUAUGUUUCCUUACAGCGAUUUGAUCGCCGCGUUUAAUCUAUCGAAUCACAUUCUACUUUGCGAAAAUGCGACAUUAGCAGACGAAAAUUUGCAGAAAACUGAUAACGCACAGUCCGAUAUAUUAACGGAGUAUGCAAAGAUGUUUACAAUUUUGAGUGCUAAUAAAAUGCCGGAAAUGUUUGCUCAAAGUUUAUCUGAUUUUGAUACAACUAACAACAUCGGCGAACCUGAUUUUUCCGAUAAUAUGAAAACUAUUAGCGAAUCCUCGACAUUCUUGGCGAUAAAAACCCAACUAGAAUGUCACAGGACUGAAUCUAUAGACAUACCAUUGGAUCUUCGCAUGAUCGAUGUAAUUAAAAAUAAUCAUCUUCAGUUUCAGGCAUUAACUGAUACAACCUCAUCAAAAGUCUCAGGUACUAGCAAACGUAAAGGUAAAGCGAUAAAACUGGAACAUCGCUUGAUAAAAAAUAACACAGAUAAGAAAUCAGAGCAAAAUGAAGAUGAAUCUUUCAUUAAUAAAUCUCCAUCGAAUGAUUUUUAUAAAAUAAGCCAAAAAAUCAAGAACACUAAGGAUAAAGUCGAUUUAUUUGAUGCUAAACUCACCUGCUACUAUUGCGAGAUUGUAUUCGGCAAUGUGAUCAUGUACGCCGUACACAUGGGUUGUCACAACUUUGAUGAUCCUUACACAUGCAAUAUAUGCGGCCAUCAAUGCAUCGAUAAACUAUCCUUUUUUUUACAUAUCGCUCAAUCGGAGCAUUAAAUAAAAAUAAAUUUGUCUAGUUGAAUGGUAUUUUGCGUGCUUCAAUUAAAAAGAAAAAAUAAUAUGCAUUAUAAAUAUA